Molecule: messenger RNA, 1663 nt
Organism: Daldinia vernicosa
Lineage: Eukaryota; Fungi; Ascomycota; Sordariomycetes; Xylariales; Hypoxylaceae
Product: cytochrome P450
Exons: 5
Coding region: 38-1663 (541 amino acids)
Molecular function (GO): iron ion binding; heme binding; monooxygenase activity
Source: RefSeq, a predicted model, not a curated record
GGGGCCUUAAAACAAUUCAUUAACCCUGGUAGCCAAAAUGGCUGGUUUGUUCGCCUUAUCAGACGACCUCACAAGAUUUGAUAUCUUUCCCCUCGGUUUCCUAGCGAAGCUACUACUACUCAUCCCAACUUUAUCGUUCUUUAUCUACACUGUCAUAAACGAGAUCGUACGACUAAAAGGUCGAAUUCCUAACUUACCAGGACCAUGGGGCUACCCCUUAUUAGGGAGUCUUCCCUCUUUACGUGGCACAGCUACGUCAGAUGAGUACAGAAUAUGGUCCAGGCAAUAUGGAGACGUAUUCCAAGUGCCGUUGGGCAACAUGACAGCCGUAGUGGUAAACAGUACGGCGGCUGCCCGUGCGCUUUUCAUCGGACAACGGGAGGCGACUAACUCGCGUCCUGUAUUCUACGUCCUACACAAGAAAGUGCAGCAGGGAGGACCUGUAACAAGCAUUGGGACUAGUCCUUGGGAUGAUAGCUGUAAGCGGCGGCGCAAAGUUUCCGCCACAGCCCUGAAUAAAACUAGUACGGAGAGUUAUCUUCCUAUAUUAGACCUUGAAUCAAGAGCGUUGACACUAGAUAUCUUAUCUAGCUGCCAGGGUGGCGAUGCAUCCGUCGACGUGCUUGACCUGACGCGCAAAUUCGCGUUAAACCUCAGCUUAACGCUGGCUUAUGGAACGCGCGUCGAGGAUGUGAAAGAUUUGCAUAGAGACCUAGUUAUCUCUGAGAUCAUCUAUAUCGAAGAAGAAAUAUCAAAGUUUCGAAAUCCCACUAGCAACUAUUCUAACUACAUCCCACUUCUUCGGCCGCUAGAUACUAUUGCAGGAUGGCUGGGACUACAGAAGGGUUCGCAUAUGGCAGACGUAGGGAAACGGCGGUACGCUUAUCACCACGUCUUGCAGGAGAAACUGAAGAGAGAUAUCGCGGAUGGCGUCGACCGUCCUUGUAUUCAAGGAAACGUUCUGAAGGAUCCAGAGAGUAAAGGCCUCACCGAGGGCGAGCUACUCAGCAUCGGACUUAGCAUGCUCGCGGGCGCAGACACUACUAAACGAUCGCUUAUGUGGGCUAUCCUGCUCCUCGCGCACCGUCCGGACAUUCAGGAGAGGGCCUACAAGGAGAUCACGGAGACAGACGCCCGCUUACUUGAGUCGCCACACGUUGCGCAUUCUAGGGUCGAGUACGUAGAGGCCUUCACCAAGGAAAUCGGCCGCUAUUUCGUAGUCCAGCGUCUUGCGCUACCGAAAGCCACCUACUCGCACGUUCAAUGGAAAGACGCAGUCAUCCCCCCUAAUACGCUACUAUUUCUAAACUCCUGGGCGUGCACGCGAGAUCCGUCUGUAUUCUCAGAACCCGACGUAUUCGCACCGGAGCGUUGGAUGGACGGCGACCAGACAGCAAAUCGACACCAGUAUGCUUUUGGCAUCGGAGGCCGAAUGUGUAUCGCAAGCCAUGUUGCUACCAAGGCCCUCUACGCCGUGUUCCUCCAUCUCAUCGCACACUUCCAAAUCCUACCGGCAGAGGACACGAUGGACCCCGUUGUGGCGGAUCCUAUAGAGGGCCUGCUUACCCGGGAAAAUCCCAUUGCGGGACCCAAGGCUAGGACGGUGCGAUUCGUGCCGCGAAAUAUCGAUGUUACUCGACGGAUGCUAUCCUCGGAAACUUAG